This is a messenger RNA of Salarias fasciatus (jewelled blenny), 1550 nucleotides long. It is a transcript of the gene gabrr3a, whose product is annotated as gamma-aminobutyric acid type A receptor subunit rho3a. Lineage: Eukaryota; Metazoa; Chordata; Actinopteri; Blenniiformes; Blenniidae. The coding region runs from base 48 to 1469 and encodes 473 amino acids. Gene Ontology annotation, cellular component: membrane. The transcript has 9 exons. Gene Ontology annotation, molecular function: extracellular ligand-gated monoatomic ion channel activity; transmembrane signaling receptor activity. The record is from RefSeq and is a predicted model, not a curated record. Gene Ontology annotation, biological process: monoatomic ion transmembrane transport.
GGGAGGGACGCCCGGGUUCCUCUGGCCUCUCCAGCCCCGGCCUAACCAUGAGAGUGGCCCUCCUGGCCUUAAGACUGAUGUGCUUGGCCUGGUUCUGGCCUGUCACCCAGCUCAACAGCAGCCACUUCCCCAACAAGAGGAGGCACAAGGAGCUAUACGUCGGAGAGAACACCAAGCAGAAGCAUGGAGGGCGAGUGGAUCUUAAGAUGAAAAAGCUGGACAGCACCAAAUCUCUACUAAUUAAAUCUGAGCAGCUGCUUCGCAUUGAAGAUCAUGACUUCGCAAUGCGGCCAGGCUUUGGCGGUUCAGCCAUCCCCGUCGGCAUCGACGUCCAGGUGGAGAGCAUUGACAGCAUAUCCGAAGUCAACAUGGACUUCACCAUGACUCUGUACCUGAGGCACUACUGGCAGGACGAUCGCCUGGCCUUUCCCUCCAGCAGCAACAAGAGUCGAACCUUCGAUUCUCGUCUCGUGAAGAAAAUCUGGGUUCCAGACGUGUUCUUCGUCCACUCGAAGCGCUCUUUCAUCCAUGACACCACCAUGGAGAACAUUAUGCUGAGGGUUUACCCCGAUGGAAAUAUCCUCUACAGUGUCAGGAUCACGGUGACUGCACUUUGCUCAAUGGACUUCAGUAGCUUCCCUCUGGAUACACAGAACUGCUCUCUGGAGCUGGAGAGCUAUGCGUACAAUGAGAACGACUUAAUGCUCUACUGGAAGAACGGGAACGAUUCAUUAAGGACUGACGAGAUCGUGCUCUCGCAGUUUUUUAUUGAAGACUUCCAGCCUUCCUUUGGGCUUGCCUUCUACAGCAGUACUGGUUGGUACAACCGGCUCUACAUAAACUUCAUUUUACGAAGACAUAUCUUCUUCUUCAUGCUUCAGACCUACUUUCCCACCAUGCUGAUGGUCAUGCUGUCCUGGGUGUCGUUCUGGAUAGACAGGAGGGCCGUGCCCGCCCGUGUCUCUCUGGGUAUCACCACGGUUCUGACGAUGUCCACCAUCAUCACCGGUGUCUCAGCCUCUAUGCCGCAGGUGUCUUACGUCAAAGCCGUGGACAUUUACUUGUGGGCGAGCUUCCUGUUUGUCUUUCUGACGGUCAUCGAGUAUGCCGCCGUCAACUACUUCACCACCGUGGAGGAAAUGAAAAAGCUCAAGAGGGCAAAGCUCCCCAGCUCCUACAACGCAACAACUCAGGCGAUGGUCUACGACGGCUGUUUCCAUGACAAUGAGAUCGACCUGACGUCCUUCGCGGACGCCGCCAGCACUCCAAACACAGAGAGGAACACGCAGUCUCGAAACUCAACCGUCUCCGGACCCACGGAAGGCACCAGGCUACGCCGCCGGCACCCGCUGAAGCAGAACCUCAGCUUCAUCAUGAGCAACAGCUACAUGAUUGACUCGUACUCCAGAGUGUUGUUUCCCCUGGCUUACCUGCUCUUCAACAUCAUCUACUGGAGUUUAUAUGCAUAGUGGGGAAAAAAGAGAAAGAGCUGCAGCAGAAGAAAGAGUAUUCUUUUCUUGACUGGUUUUUUGUCAGUUGCAGAGGUACAA